UUAUUGUUUGCUGUAUUCAUCGGAGAACAUUCACAGAGUUGCUUUCAAAAAGGAGUCGGUGAAAGCAGGGGAAAAAACGGUUAGAGAUGCCGGUGAUGGAGAAGCUGAAAAUGUUCGUUGUGCAAGAGCCAGUUGUCGCUGCUUCUUGCGCCAUCGCUGGUUUUGGUCUCUUCCUACCUGCUGUUGUAAGGCCCAUUCUGGAUUCUUUGGAAUCGUCAAAGCAAGUCCCUCAGCCUGCUUUAAAAGAUGUGGUUGCAGGUGUGACUGGUAAAAAGCAGGGUUGAUUUGAUUUGUGGAUUGGAAAUUAGCAAAAAUAUUGAAUGUAGUUAGCAAUGUGAUCAGCAACAAAAUAAACCCGACUUUUUAAGUUGAACUCUUAAAGAUUGACUUGUGCCUUCAACCUCGUCUUUAGCACGAGGAUUUGAUUGUUGUUUUGUUUUGAUUUUCUACAGUUGAGGAUUGCUCAAAGCAUGGAUAAUUCAUGUCAGAGUUGAAUAUUGUUUCCCUGCAAUUAAUGUUCUUUCUUUGGUUGAUAUACUCCCUU
Molecule: messenger RNA, 544 nt
Organism: Hibiscus syriacus
Lineage: Eukaryota; Viridiplantae; Streptophyta; Magnoliopsida; Malvales; Malvaceae
Exons: 3
Coding region: 87-284 (65 amino acids)
Source: RefSeq, a predicted model, not a curated record